Messenger RNA from Nicotiana tabacum (common tobacco), 621 nucleotides. NCBI's taxonomy places the organism in Eukaryota, Viridiplantae, Streptophyta, Magnoliopsida, Solanales, Solanaceae. The record is from RefSeq and is a predicted model, not a curated record.
AUGCCUCGAAUGGAGGUGAUCAGGAGAAGUUUCAUAGCACAAACAAAACUGAGAGGAGGAGUUAAAAUAGCCCAUUUCAAUGCGCGUACAGUUUACAUUGAUCUAGACAAUAAGUACGAUCACACAACUGUCUGGAAAAAAACCUUCAUGUACAUACAAGGUCAAAGAAUGGAACUACAAGCUUGGACACCCAACUUCAACCCGAAUGAGGAUAACCCAAUUGUUCCUGUUUGGAUAGUCAUUCCUAAAUUACCAUGGUAUUUUUACUACAUGGAGGCCCUAUCUGUACUGUUAUCUCCUAUUGGGAAGGUAUUGCAUCUCGACCUAGCCUCUAUGCAGAAAACAAGAGGAAGUGUAGCUAAAGUUAAAAUGCAGGUUGACUUGACUCAACUCAGGCCUCAUCAUGUUUGGCUAGGUUUUGAUGAAGAUCAGGAUGUCAAUGGGGAUGGACAGUGGCUAGAAGUGGUAUAUGAGGAUCUCCCAACAUAUUACUCACACUGCAAGCACUUAGGACAUGAAGACUACUCAUGCCCUAUUCGAGAAAGAGAAGAAGAAGACAAGAAAAAAGUAGCUACUGAAACCCCACAAAAUAAAACCAAACAGAUAUCAAACAAUACUUAA